AUGGUAUAUCCCUUUGAACUGCCGACCACCUCACACCUCUCCUUCCAUGCCCACAUCUCCUCGCAUACCCACCCAUCCCUCCCCCAAUCCGCCCCACACCCGACUACCCCGCGGCCCCAGCGCGACGCCCAUCUAACCUCCGUGCUCUCCGCACUCAACGACUACCUCCCUUACCUGGUCGCAAUCGCCCAAGGGCUAAACAUAAACAGCCAGCCACCCAUCGAACCCCCCCCGGCACCCGGAGCCCAAAUCACCGCUAUCCAAUGCACAGACCUCGAGCCCGAAUGGCGCGCGUCCUUGGCCUCCUCCAGCUCGCUCCAUCUCAAGUCCCGCCCAACAGCCUCAUCCGGCCGCACACGCGGGCCCGGCAUCCCAUAUGAACUCGCCUUCACCCUCACCACCCUGGGCUACGUGGUGUCCGGUCUCGCCCGCGCCGCAGUGACACGAACCCUGUACGCCGCGUGCACCCCGACGCCCGAGCAACGCAGCGCAGCCGUGCAAUCGGCAACAAAGCACCUGCUCCAGGCGAGUGCCGUGCACGCGCUGCUCGCGUCGUCGUCGUCGUCGUCAUCGUCGUAUUUCACGGCCCAGCUAGCGCAGACUCCGCGUCUACCACCGGACCUGGCGCCCGCGACCCAGGCGGCUCUUUCGUCGCUCGCGCUGGCUGAGGCCACGCUGCUCGCUGUCCUGAAGGAUGACUCGUACAUGGCGGCUUGUAUCCAGGCGCGCAACCCGAAUGAUAGGGAGUGGAUGGUCAAAGCGCCGGAGAUCCCCAAGGUGCGGGCGCAUCUCUUCGCGAGGCUUUGUAUCCGUGCGGCCGAGUACGCUGAGCAGGCUGCGACGGGGCUGGGGUCUGUCGGUGCGGAUGGCAAGGGAGCAGCAGCGGUUGAGGAGGAUUUGGUGAGGUAUGCGCGUGUUCUGGGGCUGGUUGCGCGCGCGAGGGCCUGUCGCUUUUUUGGAGUGGAUGCUGAGUUGGCCGGGAAGAUUGGGGAGGCGAUUGCGUGGUUGCGGGCUGCGAAGGGGGUGUUGGGGUUGAGGGGGGCUGUUGCUGUUGCUGUUGCUGUUGCUGCUGCUGCUGCUGCAGGAGGAGGAGGAGGGCCGAAGGAGUCUGCGACCAAGAGUCGUGGCGGGUUGUCAAAGUUGAAACAGGGGUGGAUGGAGAGACGCGAGGACCGGCGCAUGGAAAAGGAUGCGGGCGGCGGUCGUGAACGUUCUGAGAGGGGAGAGUUUGGUCCUGGGGAUAAUGCUGGUCGAGAGGAGGAGGGUCGCGUGCUGGAGAUGUUGGAGACCAAGUGGGUGCGCAUGAAUGACACUAUCAAUACGCAAUUGAUUCCAUCCUCGACGGAUUUACUGGCCAGUCUGCCGUCAGGACGGGACAUCCACUCUCCGCCGCCUCCGUAUAAGCUCCCUGCUCUGGACGAGGAGCAUCUCGUUCAGAUGCGAGCUCCGCCCACAGAACCGGAGUUACACGGUGGAAGUGAUCUUGAAGAGAGCGACGGGGAGUGCGUGCCUGGUGGAAGAGACACGCGGGGGGCAGUUCCCGAGCGAACUGACAGUGCUUAUUAUUGAUACCCUGAUAUGUGCAUAUUUUUUUUUUCCGAUACAGAUAAUGACUGCACCACAUCUACAUGCUAUAUAUAUGUGGCUUGGAACAUAACUCAUUAGAUAAUUAUUCCCUGAUAUACUCAUUCGGUAGAUACCAACCAAGCCAGCAGUAAUCCAAAGAAGAUAAAGGAGGCGGGGGGGGGAAGAGAAGAAAUCGUAGUACAUUGAUUCACAAGCUAAAAACACAAUGCAUAAAU
This is a messenger RNA of Aspergillus ochraceoroseus IBT 24754, 1802 nucleotides long. RefSeq names its product pH-signaling protein PalC. Lineage: Eukaryota; Fungi; Ascomycota; Eurotiomycetes; Eurotiales; Aspergillaceae. The record is from RefSeq and is a predicted model, not a curated record. The transcript is spliced from 3 exons. Gene Ontology annotation, cellular component: plasma membrane. The coding region runs from base 1 to 1569 and encodes 522 amino acids. Gene Ontology annotation, biological process: cellular response to pH.